This is a messenger RNA of Guillardia theta CCMP2712, 2439 nucleotides long. RefSeq names its product vacuolar protein sorting 11 (gene VPS11). Lineage: Eukaryota; Cryptophyceae; Pyrenomonadales; Geminigeraceae. The record is from RefSeq and is a predicted model, not a curated record. Gene Ontology annotation, cellular component: HOPS complex; endosome. Gene Ontology annotation, molecular function: protein-macromolecule adaptor activity; protein binding. The transcript is spliced from 13 exons. Gene Ontology annotation, biological process: intracellular protein transport; organelle fusion; vesicle-mediated transport. Bases 1 to 2439 code for a protein of 812 amino acids.
AUGGCCGUCACUAGCGGGAGGGGGCAGAUCGUGUUCGGAGACGAGGAGGGCUCGAUCACCCUCUGCGAUCGCAAGUGCAACUUGAGCAAGUUCCAAGCCUUCGAGAAGUCAGUGACGCAGUUGCACCAGCUGCAGCAGCAGAACGUGCUGGUGAGCAUAGGAGAGGACCUGCUCUCCUCCUCCGUGCUCAAGGUCUGGAACAUGGACAAGAUGGACAGGAGCACCGACGGUUUCCUCAACGUCCUCUGCAAGGACGUCUUCGAAGGGCUCCCCCUCCCUCGCUCCCCCGUCACUUGCCUGACCUCGUCGGAGGAUCUCUCCCUCAUCCUCGUCGGCCUCCACUCAGGCUCUGUCAUCCUCAUCCAAGGAGACGCGCAGCACAAGAAGGCGGCGAGUCGCAUCCUCACGAGCACCCACCAGACGCCUGUCGUGUCCAUGGGGCUCUUCUAUGUGAGCGGGGGGCGAAGUUCCUUGCUGGUAGCCACGACCUCGCACAUCCUGUGCUUCCAGAACCUGCAGCAGGGGAGGAUGGAGGUGCUUGACGAGCAAGGCUGCAUGUCUGGCGCCGCCACCUACACCGAUGACCAUGAGAUGGUGGUUGGUCGGCAGGAAGCGGUGUACUACUUCAGCAAGGAAGGGAGGGGAGGGAGCUACGCGUUCGAGGGAGAGAAGAAGAUGAUCGCGCACAUGAAGGGCUACCUGCUGAUCAUCACAGAGGACAGAGCGAUGAACAACACCGCGACAAUCUACGACAUGAAGAACAAGCUUAUCUCCUUCUCUUCCAGCGUUGGAGUGAUCAGGCACGUGCUGACGGAGUGGGGAAACUUCAUCCUUGUGUGCGAGGACGGCAAACUCCUCCAGCUGACGGAGAAAGACACCCAGCAGAAGCUGGACAUGCUCUUCAAGCGGAACCUAUACCAGAUCGCUGUGAACCUGGCGCAAAGUCAGCAGCUAGACGAAGGCUACAUCAUCGACAUCCAGCGCAAGUUCGGCGAUCACUUGUACAGCAAGGGCGAUCACGAUGGGGCCAUGGCACAGUACCUCCUGACCGUGGGGAAGUUGGAGCCUUCCUACGUGAUCAGAAAGUUCCUUGAUGGGCAGAAGAUUCACAACCUCACCUCGUACUUGCAAACUCUGCAUCACAAGCGGCUAGCUAACUCGGACCACACGGCGCUCCUUCUCAACUGCUACACGAAACUCAAGGACGUGGCCAAGUUGGACGAGUUCGUCAAGUGGGAUGGAGUUCCGUUCGAGGCCAUCACGGCGAUCAGAACUCUGUGCAACAGCGGGUACUACGAACACGCGCUGUUUCUUGCGAAGAAGCACAGACAGCACGACAUGUGCGUCAAAAUCCUUGUACAGGAUCAGAAGCAAGCAGAGGAGGCGCUGGUGUACAUGAGGAGCCUGACUUCUACCGACUGUCUAGAGUGCAUGAAGCGAUAUGGCGGUCAGCUAAUGAAGGUUCUUCCGACGCAGACUACCGACUUACUCAAGAUGAUGUGUACCGAGUACAAGCUCGAGAAUCCUCAAGAAGUUUCAAACUCAGCUCCUCCCGAGCAGCAGGCGCCCGCAAACUCUUCUGGUACCAACCCAGCAAGAGCUGAACUGAAGCUUAAGAGAGAUCCGAUCGGAAACAGCCUGCCGCGCUCGUCUUCGGAACCGAACUUAACGAAGGGAGGAGCAGGAGCAGGAGCAGGAGCAGGAGCAGGAGCAGGGGCAGGGAACGAGCGGAUCGAUCCGAUCAAUCCGAUGGACUUCAUCCAUCUGUUCGGGGACAGUCACGAGGACGAGCUGAUAGAUUUCUUUGAGUUCGUGGUGUCUUCCUCCAAGGCUGAACACCCUGGGGUGCUGGAGUUCCUGCUCGAGCUCUACCUGUCCAGGCAGCGAGGCGCCGUCGUGUCUCCCAGCAAGAGGGAGGCCAGCCACUCCAGCUCCCACUCACCAGAGCAGCUGAAGGAGAAGGCGCUGGCGCUGCUGAGGAGAACCAAGGUGGGUCUGGACACCGAAGCAGCCCUCCUGACCUGCCAGCUGAGAAAUUUUCAUGAAGGGGUUGUCAUGCUGCUGGAGAAGCAGGGUCUCUUCAAAGAUGUUCUCGAGCACUUCAUGUCCAUCAAGUCCGUCGAUGGGGUCAUGGAGACCUGCAGGUCCCUGAGCUCAUGGAAGCAUGGCGACAAGGACCCCCAGCUGUGGGUGUCUUGCCUGCACUGGCUGGCGGCUUGCGACACGCUGUACACCAAGGAAGUUCAGGAGACGCUGACCCACAUCGAGGAGCGAGAGCUGCUCCCUCCCCUGGUGGUGAUCCAGAUCCUGGCGCAGAACAACAGCGCGACGCUGGAGCUCGUGAAGGGGUACAUGACGAGGUACCUGCAGCGGGAGAUGGGUCAAAUCCAAGAAGACAAGACGGCGAUCCAGGCUCCAGAUGCUCUCCAGCUGCUCUAG